UUGCAAUUCUCAAUGAGCUUUGGGCGUGUGUGUGUCCGUGGGCGUUCAUUGAUCCUGUGAGUCCUUAUCACAGCGGCUCGACGGGGAUCAACAUGGCUGCUACCUGAAUUCCUCAAGUGUCCGAAUCGCCCAGUUCCCGACGGGAAAAGCGGUUUGUGAUCGCCUCCGUGCACCGGGUGUCCACGUCAUCGGCCCAUCGUACCAUAUGGUGGAGCGCAGCAGGAACCAGCUCGUGUCGGCAGGAUGGCAGCCGACGAUAGCAUGGACGACGACGUGUUCGAGGAUAUCGAUAGUUUGAGAGUUUCGGGGAAGAAAGGCAACACCCCCUCUCCGACGGGCUACAGGGAUUACAAGCCCCCAGCUGAAGUUCUCAAACUGUGCCAGAGCGAUGUUAUCGAGGACAAGGAGCAGAUUGUGCAUAAGACAAUCCUACUGGGGGACAGCGGCGUGGGCAAAACCUCCCUUCUGGUCAAAUUCGACACCGGUAAAUUCCAGUCUGGGAAUUUUUCCGCCACAGUAGGCAUCGGCUUCACGGUGAUGCUGCUCGGCGACUCCGGCGUUGGCAAAACGUGUAUUUUGAUGCAAUUCCGGGACGGUCUUUUCCUCGGCGGCAACUUUAUUUCAACAGUUGGUAUAGAUUUUCGGAACAAAGUAGUAACCGUAGAUGACGCCAAAGUGAAACUGCAAAUAUGGGACACCGCCGGCCAAGAGCGCUUCCGAAGUGUAACCCACGCUUACUAUAGAGACGCACACGCACUUUUACUUUUAUACGAUGUGACCAACAAGACUAGCUUCGAUAAUAUACGCGCUUGGCUGAGCGAAAUCCGGGAAUACGCUCAAGACGACGUUGUGAUAAUGUUAUUGGGCAAUAAAGCAGAUUGUGGCGGCGACCGAGAAGUGCGCAGAGAAGACGGAGAAAGAUUAGCAAGAGAAUACAACGUCGCUUUCAUGGAAACUUCAGCAAAAAGCGGGCAAAACGUCGAGCUGGCUUUCUUGGCUGUGGCGAGGGAGUUGAAGUAUCGGCAAAGUGGCAAUCGACCUGACAACAACAGGUUUUCAGUUCAGGAUUACGUCAGGGAGCAAACGCAAAAACCGCCUUGUCCUCCGUGUAUCACAUAGGGGUUAUCGGGACCCACUUAGCGAACUGAACAAUACAAACAACACCAAGAUGAGGACGUUUUUGACUACGACAGUCUGUGAUAAAAGCAGACUGAGUAGUGGGCUGUACAGGUGCUUAAUCUGCAAUGUCUUAGUGUGCAUAGCGUUUUUACUAAGUACCUAUCUAUUCUUGUACACUCUUGGUCGUUGGUAGGUGUGCCCUUAUUAUCAUAUCACUCGUACUGAUCUAUAUUAGGAGAAUCUGCUAAGCUGGUAGAGGAGUACCAAUCGAAUUAUUAGUGGACAACUGAUAUUAUUGAUGACAUUGUUAGAACAAUAAUUUUUGGAUUAUACACUCUGAUGGACCUCUAUGAUUAUAUAGUUUGUAUAGUUGUUAGACGAUUAAAGUAUAUAUAUUCUGUUACUUGGUGUGAAAUAUCGGAAACUUUAAAUAAACUAUUUCUAUGGGUA
Zophobas morio is the source of this 1569-nucleotide messenger RNA. RefSeq names its product ras-related protein Rab-37-like. Gene Ontology annotation, molecular function: GTP binding; GTPase activity. Bases 244 to 1119 code for a protein of 291 amino acids. Gene Ontology annotation, biological process: regulation of exocytosis. The transcript is spliced from 8 exons. The record is from RefSeq and is a predicted model, not a curated record. NCBI's taxonomy places the organism in Eukaryota, Metazoa, Arthropoda, Insecta, Coleoptera, Tenebrionidae.